This is a messenger RNA of Passer domesticus (house sparrow), 6332 nucleotides long. It is a transcript of the gene HDLBP, whose product is annotated as high density lipoprotein binding protein. NCBI's taxonomy places the organism in Eukaryota, Metazoa, Chordata, Aves, Passeriformes, Passeridae. Gene Ontology annotation, cellular component: nucleus; cytoplasm. The transcript is spliced from 28 exons. Gene Ontology annotation, molecular function: mRNA binding. Bases 262 to 4065 code for a protein of 1267 amino acids. The record is from RefSeq and is a predicted model, not a curated record.
CGCGCACGCGCGCGCCCCGUCCCCAUAGCAACCCGCCGGGACGGGGCGGGGCCGCCCGCAUGUUGUAGGUCACGCACAUCCCCUCUGCUGCACCAAGAUGGCGGCCGGGCCGUCGGCCUCGUACCCAGCCUAGGCUUCGCUGCGGGCCGACUAGAGCAAAAGCUGGCAGGCUGACAAACAGGCAGCUUACAGGACGGACUCUCUGGCUACUGACCAUUUAGCUGUGGCAUACCCGGAUUGUGUGUGGGUGGGAAGUCGACAAUGAGCUCCGUGGCAGUUUUGACCCAGGAGAGCUUUGCUGAACACCGCAGCGGCCUGACCCAGCAGCAAGUGAAAGUUACAGCUUUAAACUCUGAAGAAGAGAAUGAUCCUCCAACCUACAAGGAAGCCUUCCCUCCACUCCCUGAGAAAGCACCAUGUUUGGAAGCUGCUCAGGAACCUGCUGGUCCCUGGAGCAAAAUUCGACCAAUAAAGGCUUCUGUCAUCACUCAGGUGUUUCAUGUGCCGCUGGAGGAGAGGAAGUACAAGGACAUGAAUCAGUUUGGAGAAGGCGAGCAGGCCAAGAUCUGCCUUGACAUCAUGCAGAAGACAGGAGCUCACCUGGAGCUGUCUCUGGCAAAGGACCAGGGCCUUUCCAUCAUGGUCUCUGGCAAGCUGGAAGCAGUCAUGAAGGCUCGGAAGGAAAUUGUUGCUCGACUGCAAACUCAGGCUUCAGCAACAGUUGCCAUCCCCAAGGAGCACCACCGUUUUGUCAUUGGAAAGAAUGGUGAGAAGCUGCAGGACCUGGAGCUCAAAACUGCAACCAAGAUCCAGAUCCCCCGCCCAGAUGACCCCAGCAACCAGAUCAAGAUCACUGGCACUAAGGAAGGGAUUGAAAAGGCCCGACACGAGAUCUUGCUUAUCUCUGCUGAGCAGGAUAAGCGUGCCGUGGAGCGGCUGGAUGUGGAGAAAGUGUACCAUCCCUUCAUUGCUGGCCCUUACAACAAGCUGGUGAGUGAGCUCAUGCAGGAGACGGGGACACGCAUCAACAUUCCUCCGCCCAGCGUUAACAAGACAGAGAUAGUCUUCACAGGGGAAAAGGAACAGCUGGCCCAGGCUGUGGCUCGUGUUAAGAAGAUCUAUGAGGAGAAGAAAAAGAAGACUACUACCAUCGCUGUGGAGGUGAAGAAGUCCCAGCACAAGUAUGUCAUCGGCCCCAAGGGUAAUUCCCUGCAGGAGAUCUUGGAGAAAACUGGAGUCUCUGUCGAGAUCCCACCCACUGACAGCAGCUCGGAGACGGUGAUACUGCGAGGCGAGCCUGAAAAGCUUGGGCAAGCAUUGACUGAAGUCUAUGCAAAGGCCAACAGUUUUACCGUCUCCUCGGUCUCAGCCCCCUCUUGGCUUCAUCGUUUCAUCAUUGGAAAGAAAGGACAAAACCUGGCCAAAAUAACUCAGCAGAUGCCAAAGGUUCACAUCGAAUUCACUGAAGGAGAAGACAAAAUCACUUUGGAAGGACCUACAGAAGAUGUGAAUGUGGCUCAGGAACAGAUUGAAGUCAUGGUUAAGGAUCUGAUCAACCGGAUGGAUUAUGCAGAAAUCAACGUUGACCACAAAUUCCACCGACACCUCAUUGGCAAGAACGGAGCUAACAUUAACAGGAUUAAGGACCUCUACAAGGUGUCUGUGCGCAUUCCCCCGGACAAUGAGAAGAGCAACCUGAUCAGAAUUGAAGGAGACCCACAGGGGGUCCAACAGGCCAAGAAAGAGCUGCUGGAACUCGCUUCCCGUAUGGAAAAUGAACGCACCAAGGACCUAAUCAUUGAGCAGAAAUUCCACCGGACCAUCAUUGGGCAGAAGGGCGAGCGGAUCCGGGAAAUCCGGGAGAAGUUCCCAGAGGUUAUCAUCAACUUCCCAGACCCUGCACACAAGAGUGACAUUGUCCAACUCAGAGGUCCCAAAAACGAAGUGGAGAAGUGCACCAAGUACAUGCAAAAGAUGGUGGCAGACCUGGUUGAAAACAGCUUUUCUAUUUCUGUUCCCAUCUUCAAACAAUUCCACAAGAACAUCAUAGGGAAAGGAGGUGCCAACAUCAAGAAGAUCCGUGAAGAAAGCAACACCAAAAUAGAUCUCCCAGCUGAGAACAGCAACUCAGAGACAAUUGUUAUCACGGGCAAAAGAGCAAACUGUGAGGCUGCUCGCCACAGAAUUUUGGCUAUCCAAAAGGAACUGGCCAACAUCACAGAGGUGGAGGUCUCUAUUCCUUCCAAACUCCACAAUUCCCUCAUUGGCGCCAAAGGCCGCUUCAUCCGUUCCAUCAUGGAGGAAUGUGGUGGAGUCCACAUCCACUUCCCCACAGAGGGCUCUGGCAGUGAUACUGUGACCAUCAGGGGCCCAGCCCAGGAUGUGGAGAAAGCCAAGAAACAGCUGUUACAUCUGGCAGAGGAGAAGCAAACAAAGAGUUAUACCGUGGACCUCCGUGCAAAGCCAGAGUACCACAAAUUCCUUAUUGGUAAGGGUGGUGGCAACAUCCGUAAGGUGCGAGACAACACGGGGGCCCGCAUCAUCUUCCCCACCUCUGAGGACAAAGAUCAGGAACUGAUCACUAUCAUGGGAACAGAAGAGGCUGUCAAAGAGGCACAGAAGGAGCUGGAGGCCCUCAUCAAGAACUUGGAUAAUGUGGUUGAAGACUCCAUGGUGGUUGACCCCAAGCACCACCGCCACUUUGUCAUCCGUCGAGGCCAAGUUCUCCGUGAGAUUGCAGAUGAAUAUGGUGGUGUGAUGGUCAGCUUCCCGCGCUCCGGCACCCAGAGCGAUAAGGUCACCCUCAAGGGAGCCAAGGACUGUGUGGAGGCAGCCAAGAAACGCAUCCAGGAGAUCAUCGAGGACCUGGAAGCUCAAGUGACAAUCGAAUGCACCAUUCCCCAAAAGUUCCACCGCUCCAUUAUGGGCCCCAAAGGGUCCCGGAUCCAGCAGAUCACCCGCGACUACGGCGUCCAGAUCAAAUUCCCUGACAGGGAGGAAAACCCAGCCCCUGUUGUGGAGCCAGCUGUGCAGGAGAAUGGUGAGGAAGGUGGGGAAGGCAAGGAAGGGAAGGACACGGAUCCCAGCUCUCCGAAGAAGUGCGAUAUCAUCAUCAUCUCUGGCCGCAGGGAGAAGUGUGAGGCAGCAAAGGAGGCACUGCAGGCUCUGGUUCCUGUCACCAUUGAGGUGGAAGUUCCCUUUGAUCUUCACCGUUACAUCAUAGGCCAGAAAGGAAGCGGGAUCCGCAAAAUGAUGGAUGAGUUUGAAGUGAACAUCCAGGUGCCUGCUCCUGAGCUGCAGUCAGAUAUCAUCACAAUCACUGGGCUGGCUACCAACCUGGACCGUGCCAAGGUCGGGCUCCUGGAAAGAGUGAAGGAGCUGCAAGCUGAACAGGAGGAUCGGGCCUUGCGGAGCUUCAAACUGACAGUCACUGUAGAUCCCAAGUACCACCCUAAAAUCAUUGGGCGGAAGGGAGCAGUGAUCACCCAGAUACGCACAGAGCAUGAGGUCAACAUCCAGUUCCCUGACAAGGAUGAUGAAAGCCAGGCCCAGGACCAGAUCACCAUUACUGGCUAUGAGAAGAACGCCGAGGCUGCCCGGGACGCCAUCAUGAAGAUCGUUGGGGAGCUGGAGCAGAUGGUGUCCGAGGAUGUGACUCUGGACCAUCGUGUUCACGCGCGCAUCAUUGGUGCGCGUGGAAAAGCCAUCCGCAAAAUCAUGGAUGAGUUCAAGGUGGAUAUUCGCUUUCCCCAGAGUGGGGCUCCUGACCCCAACUGUGUGACUGUGACAGGACUCCCUGAGAAUGUAGAAGAAGCUAUUGAUCACAUCCUGAACUUGGAGGAGGAAUAUCUUGCAGAUGUGGUGGACAACGAGGCAAUGCAGGUGUACAUGAAGCCCUCCUCACAUGAAGAGUCCAAGGCCCCCUCCAAGGGCUUUGUGGUGAGAGAUGCCCCCUGGGCCACUGUCAACAACGAGAAGGCCCCUGAUAUGAGCAGUUCUGAAGACUUCCCCAGCUUUGGGGCUCAAGUGGCCCCCAAGACUCUUCCCUGGGGACCCAAACGAUAAUGACCUGGAAGCAGAAACUCUCCAGCCCGCUGACCUGACACUAACCUGCCACAAAUACUCCUGUCUGAAAUCUGACCCAGCGGCUGGAGCACAAAUCAAUUGUCCCAAGAGGUCUCCUAAUGGUGUCUGGAGUGCUAGACCCCAUCCUGCUCCCCUCAGCUAUCACCGUGUCUAGGACCCACCCUCAUCUCUUGAUGGAUAUUCUUUCCUCCUUUGGAACAAGACUUCCACUCAGAUUCAAACACUAAAUGUGUGUGUUUUUGUUAGAAACUUCAUAAUUGACUCCAAGUGGCUAAGAUUUGCAGCUUCCCAAGCGCUAGCAGAGCAAUCUGCUCUCUUGAGCAUGUCUGACUAGGCAUUCUCGCCUUCAUUAGGAGACCUCCUUUACUGUGGCUAGGAAUCUACUUCCUGUCUCAUGACCUCAGGAAAUAAAUUUCCUUGACUUUCUAAAGCCAAAACGUUUGCCCUCUUUCCUUUGUGUUUAUCCCAGGCCUUACCUUACCUUUGUAGAGUGCAAUCAACUUUUUUUUCCUUUUAACUGCCAAAAAUUCAUUUAAUGCUGAUAGCUGACUGUGGGGAGAGAGCUUCAAAUAAUCUAUAAUGUCAGAAACCUGCUUUUUAAAGAAACAAAACCUUCAAUAGGCUGUAGAGACAACAGAGAUGGAAGGGGCCAGAACAACAUCUGGCUGCUCUGGUCAGGAAAACAGCCGUGAGCGCAGCGAGCGCGCGUCCCUGCGCCGCACCAGGCACAGCCCCAGCCUGCACACUCGACCAGUCUUCCAGUGCUUGAUGACAGACCCUGCUCCUUUUCCCCCUUCCCAGCAGUGUGAGCAGGCAGGAGAGCCAGCACACGAUGGGACAGGUUUGGCUCGGCCGAGGUGGCUGCAGGGACACGGCUCAGAGCAGCUGGUGGGACACAGCCUGGAGGAGCUGUGGCUCGCUGUUAGUGCUGUGGCAGUCACACUGUUCCUGUUGCCUUCUUUCUACCUCAAUCAGCAGUAUGAUGGGGGCCUCUCGAUGGUCGUGGGUUAGCAGCUGCUCUGCUGUCACCUGGGCAGCUGUAGCAGAAGCAUGGAGGAGAAGCAAGAGGAGCCUUGUGUCUCUGCACAGCUGUGGGAGCUGCUCCAGAGGGGAGCAGAGCAUGGUGGUGCUGAGGCAGGCUAUGAAUCCAUAGGACUGCAUGCUGAGUUAGCACAGGGCUGUGGCUGGAGCUGUGCCCUAGCCCUGGGCUGCAGAGGUUGUGUGAGCCAGGCUUCUGCUCCGACAGCAUUGGGGGUUGAUGUGUGUGCUGAGCCCUCCUGAGACCUCCAUCAUGUGGUAGAGGGUGAUCCAUGAUCUGUACUCGGGGCCUCUUGCACCUGGGCCCUGCCACAGCUUGCUCAAAGGGUGUUGUCUGAGCUCCUCCAGCAAGAGGAAAGCCAUGUCUUCAUGGAGGGAGGCAUGUAGCAUGGGCUUUUUGUGUGCCCCCACUUCCCUGCAUUGGUCCUACAGAGCUUGUAGUCUGAGCCAUUCCUCCUCUGUCCCAGCUGCUUCAGCUCUUGGCCAAGCAGCAGUCCCUAGCCUCUCUUGUCUAGUGCUGCUGACAGAGCACAACUGUGGCAGGCUGAGCCCAGCUGCCUUGCCUUCCCUCCUUGGGACAGGCUGAACAUGCCGAUGCUUUUCCUUCCUGCGCCAGCUCUUCUUGGCAGAGACUGCUAUGCACAAGUCAAACCAAAACCUCACAGCGCUCUCCUUUAGUGUGAGAACCAAGUGAAACUGCAUGGCCCGUUGUGGGGUGCCUGGUUGGCCCUGGAGGACAGGGUGGCCUUGCCUCCAGCACGGGAGAAGGGGAACUAGGGUGGUACCUUCCCGUCUGCGUCUGUCAGGAAAUGGUUAAUACCCUGUAGCUUAGGUCUGCCCUGCAUCACCAAGCCUAUCACCCCCUCCUCCUCUUUAUUCCCCCGUGCCCUCACCAGUUGCACAGCGAGGCUUGAGUUACAUCCAGGGCACCCACUGCCUUGGGCUCAUGCCCCACAGCCCAACCUUCCACUCUAAAGAAGGUCAUGAAGUGAUUGUACCUAGUACUGUCCCCAGCACCCUCCUUCCGCAGCAGACUGUGGCAUGUGUCCAUUUCUUCUCUUUGACGUCUUCCAUAUUGUACGUUUCCAUAGCAAUGAUCCCUUGGCCUUAACUUUGGAAUUUGGAGACUAUAUGCAAACAUGUAAAAAGGCUCAUGAGUAUGGAUGACACUGGAAUUUUAUAAAUUCUAAAAUAAAACCUGAAACAGC